AUGCUUCAGGGCCCAGCCGUUGCGGUUGAGGAGGUCGCCGUCCCGGUCGUUGGCGACGACGAUAUUCUCGUCAAGGUCCUCGCCACCGCACAAAAUCCUACGGACUGGAAAUUUGUGGACUAUGUUCAGAACCAUGGGACCAUCCUGGGCUGCGACUGGUCCGGAUAUGUCGUGGAUGCAGGGAAGAACGUCUCUUCGCCAGGGAUUGGCGACCACGUAGCGGGGUUCGUUCAGGGCGGCACGUACACCGACUACGGCGCAUAUGCCGAGUACGUACGGACACCUGCGGAGUUAAGUUGGGUCGUGCCAGAGGGUACUGUGAGCCACGAGGAAGCGGCGGCGUUAGGUUGCGCGUUCUGGACGGCUGUGCAGGCACUGCACAACCCGACUCGGCUCGGACUCGUCGAGCCACCGUCUAAGGUAGAGGGAGAGCAGUGGGUAUUCGUCUACGGGGGCAGCACUUCUGUCGGGCAAUAUGCUACCCAGUUAGCACACGCGGCAGGCUACAAGGUUGCCACGGUUGCGUCACCACACAACUUCGAUCUCUGCAAGUCGCUCGGAGCCGAUUUUGUGGCGGACUACCAUGAUACGGAUGCCGUGCAGAAGAUCAAGGACGCAACGGGCGAUUCGAUUGCCCUCGGGCUUGACACGAUUAGUGUAGCGUCCUCUGAGGCAUUCACGUCUAGAGUGAUCCAGCCGUCCGGUGGCAAAGUCAUCCUGGUCCUGGGCCCAGAAGAGGGUGGACAAGUUCGGGAAGACGUCGUCCUUCAACCAACACUCAUUUACACGUCCCUGGGGCGGGCGUUCUCGAUGCUGGGGCAGGACUUCCCUGUGAGCACGGAAGACCGUGCGCACAUGGUUGCGUUCCUCAAGAAGAUACCGGAGCUCGUACGCACGAAGAAGAUCAGCCCGAAUAAGACGAAGGUAUGGGAAGGUGGCCUCCAGGCUGUGCCGGACGGCCUUCAAUACAUGCGGGAGGGGAAGGUCAGUGCGGAGAAGAUCGUGUACAGGCUAUGA
This is a messenger RNA of Fomitopsis serialis, 1017 nucleotides long. Its product is annotated as chaperonin 10-like protein. NCBI's taxonomy places the organism in Eukaryota, Fungi, Basidiomycota, Agaricomycetes, Polyporales, Fomitopsidaceae. Gene Ontology annotation, molecular function: oxidoreductase activity, acting on NAD(P)H. The coding region runs from base 1 to 1017 and encodes 338 amino acids. The transcript has 5 exons. The record is from RefSeq and is a predicted model, not a curated record.